Echinococcus granulosus is the source of this 462-nucleotide messenger RNA. RefSeq names its product Ubiquitin-conjugating enzyme E2. Bases 1 to 462 code for a protein of 153 amino acids. Gene Ontology annotation, cellular component: HULC complex. NCBI's taxonomy places the organism in Eukaryota, Metazoa, Platyhelminthes, Cestoda, Cyclophyllidea, Taeniidae. Gene Ontology annotation, biological process: DNA repair; protein polyubiquitination; proteasome-mediated ubiquitin-dependent protein catabolic process. The record is from RefSeq and is a predicted model, not a curated record. Gene Ontology annotation, molecular function: ubiquitin conjugating enzyme activity. The transcript has a single exon.
AUGUCGACGCCUGCGCAACGGCGACUGUUGCGGGAUCUGAAACGCCUACAGAAUGACCCACCACCAGGAAUUUGUGGAUCACCAACUGAUAACGUAAUGGUCUGGAAUGCGGUUAUCUUCGGACCAGAAGAAACUGCUUUCGAAGACGGGACUUUCAAACUAAAGCUUGAAUUCACUGAAGAAUAUCCUAACAAGGCGCCCCGUGUUGUCUUCCUUUCGAAAAUGUUCCAUCCCAAUGUAUAUGCAGAUGGAAGCAUUUGCUUGGAUAUUCUCUCCAACGCCUGGAGUCCUACAUAUGACGUUCUUGCCAUCCUGACGUCGAUUCAAUCUCUGCUUGAUGAACCUAAUCCUAAUUCCCCAGCCAACAGUGUUGCCGCUCAGUUAUACGUUGAAAAUCGGCGGGAAUACGAAAAGCGUGUGCGUGCAUGUGUGGAGGAUAGCUGGGAUGAUACGGACACCUAG